AUGGCUGCCAUUCGUUUUCGUGGGACGCAAGCACUAACAAACUACCCGCUUCGUCACUACGAUAAGCCUCAACUACACUUCCUUGCUUCUCACUCUAAGGUCCGGAUCAUAGACAUUCUCCGGAACCAAACAUAUGAAGAAGAACUCACUCGUUUCAUGCGAUCACGCACUAAGGCCAUCCGCGCAAGGCGGAUGGCCCCGGACUUUGAGCAGAACUUAGUAGCUCGUGAGCGGUUGUUUGAGAAGGUUUUAACACCAAGCGAUGUAGGGAGGCUCCAUCGCUUGGUGAUCCCUAAGCACUAUGCUAGGUGUUACCUUCCCGUGAUUGUCGACAUCCGAGGGAUAAUGUUGAGUUUUGAGGAUGAAAGAAGAGAGAAAAUAUGGAGGUUUAAGUGUUGUUACUGGAAAAGUAGUCAGAAUUAUGUGUUAACUAAAGGGUGGGGGGAGUUUGUUAGAGAUAAGGGUUUGAGACCUGGUGAUAGUGUUGUUUUUUAUACUACAUUAGUGGGUUCUGAUUUACGGUUUUCCAUUGAUACCAUGUUUAAGCAGCAUGAUGUUGAAGAGAUUAGUGAUAGUGGUAAUGGUAGUAAUGGUGAUCAUGAGGUGGAAUUAGUAUUCAGGUCCAAGUUUCUGAGGUUAUUUGGAGUUGAUAUCUGUCCAUUCAUACCAACUAGUAUUAGUAGCAGUUGGUGUGAUGGAAAAGGCCAAAGGAUUACCUCCUCUGUUUUUUUAUAA
Molecule: messenger RNA, 735 nt
Organism: Beta vulgaris subsp. vulgaris (sugar beet)
Lineage: Eukaryota; Viridiplantae; Streptophyta; Magnoliopsida; Caryophyllales; Amaranthaceae
Product: AP2/ERF and B3 domain-containing protein Os01g0141000
Exons: 1
Coding region: 1-735 (244 amino acids)
Molecular function (GO): DNA binding; DNA-binding transcription factor activity
Source: RefSeq, a predicted model, not a curated record